AUGGGACUUGGUACUGUGCUACACAAGGCGGCGGAACUUGGAAAUGUUGAAGUUGUUUGUUUUUUGAUUCGUGAAGGGAUAGACCUAAGCAUAAAAGAUGCCAAUGGUCGCACUGCUCUCGAGUGUGCUAAGAUGCGCAACAAAACUGAAGUGGUGAAGAUGCUCGAGGAUGUGGCUUUCCCCCAGGAGAUAAGAAACAUUAUCCUCUAA
Penicillium concentricum is the source of this 210-nucleotide messenger RNA. RefSeq lists its product as uncharacterized. Bases 1 to 210 code for a protein of 69 amino acids. Gene Ontology annotation, molecular function: protein binding. The transcript has a single exon. The record is from RefSeq and is a predicted model, not a curated record. Lineage: Eukaryota; Fungi; Ascomycota; Eurotiomycetes; Eurotiales; Aspergillaceae.